AUGAAACAUUCUCACCACGAGGAGGAGAGAACAAGUCUUCUCUCCGCCAUGGCUGGCAACACACCUCAUGCCGCCGAUGACAAUAUGUUGGAAAGAAAGGCUCCUCCCUCAUUCAUGAAUCAAGCAUCAUCGGAGUUGGCUAAGGAACAACAACAAGAAGAAGAAACCUCUACUCCUGUUGCUGCUGAACUCACAGCUUAUGAACGAGGUGAAGCUGGCUCUAUAGGCAAAUGGAAAGACUCGUGUUCGCUUCCUUUUUUAUUUAGCAUCUUUUUGAUUGCAAUUCCAUUGUUGUGGUUCAUGUUGGUGUUUCAAAAUGUGUACAUGAAUCCUUUUAAUUAUUCUCCUGAUUUUGAGUGGAUUUAUAAUCAACAACAGCAACCAGUGAAUGUGAGCAUCUCUGAAAGAGUGAAUAGAACUGAAUUUUCGACCGAGUUUAUUGAGAAAAAUGUUUUGGAUCACUUUCCCAAGUUGUUGAAGAAGUACGGAGUGGCUGGAGCUCAAUUGGUGCUCAUUGAUCAAGAGAGUAAUACUUCUGAUCCAUCAGCAGAUCUUUCAUGGCGAGUGAGAGAGCUUGCGUUUGGUCAACGAGAUAUUUACUUCCAAGUGAAUAACACAGUUGAUAAUUUUACUCUAUUCCAAGUUGCUGAGCUCGGAGAAACGGUCACUGCUUUCGGUAUUAUGAAGUUAUUGAUGGAUGGUCGUAUCAAUUCCAUUGUUGAUUCUGCUAAUUUCUAUCUCAAGUCUUUCAAGAUUCGAGAUUUGAAUGGAAACAUUCAUAAUGAUACAAACAUUAAGGAACUCUUGCAACACACUUCUGGAAUGGUUAAUUUGAAUUCAUAUGAAACAUUCUAUGGGCAACCUGCAUUCGACGAUAGCCGUAGUCUUGAAAAAGUAAGACAAAACAUUCGUGUGGAUACUUCAAAGGUUGGAACCGUUUCCUUGAGUCGACAAAGCAUUGGUGCUGAUUAUGCAGUUUUACAAACACUCAUCGAAGACGUCACUGGACAAAAUUUCACCAAAUGGAUCAAUGAAAAUGUGCUGAAUCCUAUUGGAAUGAUUCUUUCAACCUACGACACAAAUGAUAUCUCAAAUGAUAGAAUUUUCAGCUCCUCUUAUGGAAGUUAUUUCUAUGCCAUUCCUGAAAUGGGAUACUCAGUUGUAUCUUCAUUUGGUUUAUACAGUCGUGCCAGAGAAUAUGCAAACUUGGUGAUUGCUGGUUUGAAUGCUGAUAAGAGCGGCAAUGCUGUUUUGGAUCAACGUCACACCAAGAGCAUUUUCAAUGGUGACAAAUACAUUGAUGGCUUCAAGUACACAACAGCUACAGGCUAUGGAGUUUUGGUUGAGACUCUCAGUGAUGGCUCAUUAACUGCCUUCAAGACAGGUCUCAAUGUCGGAUGGAAAGCACAAUAUGGAUUCAAUACUGCACACAAGCAAGGCUAUGUCUUAUUUACAAAUACUGAAGCUGCAGAGCCAGUUUUGGAUGUUUUCCAUUGCUAUUGGCAAUAUCAAAUGACGGGAAGCAAUGAAAAUAAUGCCUGUAUUCGAGUUGCAGACAGACAAAUGGGUGAUUUGAUUGUGUCCAUUAUUACUUGGGUAUUUGCUGUUGCUCUUUUCAUUUUCUGGGCCAUUAUGACUAGUGUGAUUUCUCACUCAAAGUUCCCAAUUACAUGCAAUUUCCCAUUCUUGUCUGGUAAUUGGCUAGAUAGAGCCACCAGUUGUUCUGUGGUGUCCAGAUUCAUUAUUGUAGUUGUCAUUGCUAGUAUUUACACAGCAUUAAUGAUCUUUUUACAUAGUGAUGUGUUUGGCCUUGUGAGAUAUAGUGUUCAUUAUGUAGUUUUUGCAGUUCGUUAUGCUCCAUUCUAUUUACCAUUCUCUUCUCUCGUUUUUGGAUUUUACUGUAUGACUUUCAUUUGCAUUGCUGUGUUUGUUUACCGAUCUGAAGAUCAAAAUUCAAAGAAGAUCAAGGACUAUGAACGAAUUAACUAUUAA
Molecule: messenger RNA, 1992 nt
Organism: Naegleria fowleri
Lineage: Eukaryota; Heterolobosea; Eutetramitea; Acrasida; Naegleriidae
Exons: 2
Coding region: 1-1992 (663 amino acids)
Source: RefSeq, a predicted model, not a curated record